Molecule: messenger RNA, 1340 nt
Organism: Salvia hispanica
Lineage: Eukaryota; Viridiplantae; Streptophyta; Magnoliopsida; Lamiales; Lamiaceae
Gene: NAC038
Product: NAC domain containing protein 38
Biological process (GO): regulation of DNA-templated transcription
Molecular function (GO): DNA binding
Source: RefSeq, a predicted model, not a curated record
AAUCAUCUCACAACUAACUCAUCUUUUGCACGAAUCCAACACUUAUACUUCAAUUUCCUCGAUUUCGUGAAUGCAAACAUUUUGAUCUCAUUUUUACUACAUUCGACAUUAGAGCAAGAUCUAUGGAGAUAUACACUUAAUUAAGAAGUUUCUUAAGAAUUUGAGCAUACUAUAGUUGGAAAAGAGCAAAGCUAGACAAGAAAUGGAGGGGUCAGGAAGUCCAGUGAAGGAGGAUAAGUUACCACCCGGCUUCCGAUUUCACCCGACCGACGAAGAACUCAUCACUUACUAUUUAAUCAACAAGAUCUCCGACGCUACCUUCACCGGAAGAGCCAUUGGAGACGUAGAUCUCAACAAGUGUGAGCCUUGGGAUCUUCCAGGGAAGGCGAAAAUGGGAGAGAAAGAGUGGUAUUUCUUCAGCCUCCGUGACCGGAAGUAUCCGACGGGGGUGAGGACGAACCGGGCCACAAACACGGGAUAUUGGAAGACGACCGGGAAAGAUAAGGAGAUAUAUAACAGCAACACGUCGGAGUUGGUGGGAAUGAAGAAGACUUUGGUGUUUUACAAAGGGAGAGCUCCGAGAGGAGAGAAGACCAAUUGGGUCAUGCAUGAAUAUCGAAUUCAUUCCAAAUCUUCUUAUAGAACUAACAAGCAAGAUGAGUGGGUAGUCUGCCGUGUGUUCCAAAAGAGCGCCGGAGGUAAAAAAUACCCAUCAACCCAAUCCCGGGCCGUCAACCCUUUCUCCUACAACCUCGACCUUCCCAUGCAGUCACAAAUCAGUAUUCAGCCAGACAAUUUCCACUUUCCCGCCAGAAACUAUGCCGACAUCCACGAUCAGUUCAACCGGGCCAUCGCUGCCGGCGCCGCCUCCGCCAGCAUGAUCAACUUCCCCGUCCCAUCGCAGGUCAACUACGGCGCCGCUGCAGGAGCCUUCACCAUAUCCGGCCUCAACUUGAACCUCGGCGCCGGAAUGAGGGCCGCAGCGCCGCCGCCUCAGCUAGGGAUGACCCAGCAAGACGUGUCCGCCGCCGUCAUGGGCGGCGAACAGGCGCCGGUGUAUGGAGGGGACAUGAACAACAACAGGUUUGAGGGCAUGGAGCAGUGUGGUGACUUGGAUAACUACUGGCCUUCUUAUUGAUGAGGAUGCAUUAUUUGGUGAUUAGAAGGCAAGUAAUUGUAUAAUAAUAAGGUAGUAAUUCUAUAGUUGGAGGGUUUGUAGUUUUAUCUAGUUGGAAGUUUGUUAUUUUGUUAAAUUUGCUUGGAAAGUGUAUUAGGAAGAACCAGUUUGAAAUUAUUAUGUGCAACUCUUGAUGAAUUUGAACACCUAUCUUUUGAACUAA